AUGUCGCAAACAACACCGAAUAUCGCCAGUAAUGUCAGGCUAGUUGGGGAUUCCAAUGAUAACUACCCUUUGGUUAUCUGCUUUCACGGCUCGGGGGACUCUUGCGCCUCUUGGGAGCCCUUGGCAGAUCUACUGAGUGCCUCAUAUCGGGUCCUCCUGUGGGAUCGACAUGAUCCUGAUGUUAGACCUCAAAUCGCAGUAUCGAAACUUUUGGAAUACCUAGAUACCGCCCAGCUAUCUCCCACCUUUGUGCUCAUCGCUCAUUCAUACGGCGGGACCUUCGCGAGGCUCUUUCUGGAGCAGAGACCACAGCAAGUCGCAGGGAUGGUUCUUGUCGAAACUGGCCAGGAGACUGCAAUAGACUCUCAGAUCGAACAACGACAAUACGACGAUCAGAUCUUGGGAAAUAAGCCGUUGGCAGUCAUACGGGGCAACACCCUUAUCGGCAAGUGGCAGGAGUAUAACAAAGAGGCUGUUGCUUGGGGCAACGUUUCUAAUCCGUCACUUCAAAUUCAAAAACAACUCCUUGACGCUGUAGAUAAGGAAGACGAAAGGCUGAAGAAAGCCCAAUUGCAACUCUCAAGAAACAACAAAUACGUACACAUUCCAGACUGUGGACAUGGGGUCAUUGGAGCAAGGCCAGAUGCAGUGAGGGAUGCGGUCUGCUGGGUUAUGGAACAUCUACAUACACCUGAGGGUGAGACGUCGAGAAAAGAGCCCCAGAAUACCAAAAUAGAUAAUGUCGAGACAGGUGCAAAAAGAGGAUUUGGAGCGCGAUUGAAGAAAGUCAAGAGUGUAUUAUCUAUGGAAAGUAUUUCCAAACGGUUUGGGAGGUGA
Molecule: messenger RNA, 837 nt
Organism: Fusarium sp. VM40
Lineage: Eukaryota; Fungi; Ascomycota; Sordariomycetes; Hypocreales; Nectriaceae
Source: the annotation of a GenBank genome assembly